Plutella xylostella (diamondback moth) is the source of this 1019-nucleotide messenger RNA. RefSeq names its product exosome complex component RRP43. Gene Ontology annotation, cellular component: cytoplasmic exosome (RNase complex); nuclear exosome (RNase complex). The record is from RefSeq and is a predicted model, not a curated record. Lineage: Eukaryota; Metazoa; Arthropoda; Insecta; Lepidoptera; Plutellidae. Gene Ontology annotation, molecular function: mRNA 3'-UTR AU-rich region binding. Gene Ontology annotation, biological process: exonucleolytic trimming to generate mature 3'-end of 5.8S rRNA from tricistronic rRNA transcript (SSU-rRNA, 5.8S rRNA, LSU-rRNA); rRNA catabolic process; nuclear polyadenylation-dependent rRNA catabolic process.
UUAAAUUAAAAAGUUACUAAAUACAAAAAAAAUACAAUAACAAAUCAAGCCACUGUUGUUUAAUACUUUUUGCACAGUAUUUUUAUUUGUUUACUGAGUUUACGAAUCCAGCACUCAGCUCUUUAGAAGCAAUUUUAUUCAAUUCACCUACCUAAAACUAUGGCUGAAAUAUACAAACUCAUUCAUCCUGUGAAGUACUUCAACGAUUAUGUAUCAAGAGAUACUCGACCCGAUGGCAGGAAGUUUGAUGAACAAAGAAAUGUGCGACUAAACAUUGAUUCUCUCAAGACUGCCGACUCGUCAGCUGUGGUGAAGUGUGGGAACACAACUGUUGUGUGUGGCAUUAAACUGGAGCUGGCUAGACCAAAGGCUGAAGAACCAGACAUAGGAUACUUAGUAACAAAUGUGGAGCUGCCACCGCUGUGCUCAUCCAAGUACCGUCCCGGACCACCGUCGGAUCAUGCCCAAAUCACUAGCACAUUAGUUGCAGACAUUAUUUCAAACUCAAAAUGCAUUGAUCUGAAAGAACUGUGUGUAGUGCAUGACAAAUUGGCCUGGGUUUUGUAUUGCGAUAUGGUCUGUCUUGACAAUGAUGGAGCGUUAGUUGAUGCUUGUUUGAUAGCACUUAUGGCUAGUUUAAAAACAAUUUCACUGCCAGCAGUUACUUAUGAUGAAGAAACAGAAGAAAUUACAGUAGACACUAGUGUUCAAACUCCACUGACUAUACACUCCUUACCUGUGGCUACAAGUUUUGCUGUUUAUGAAUAUAAUCACGGCAAUGUCAUACUAAGUGACCCAACAGUGUAUGAGGAAGAAAUAUGUGGAGGACUUGGUUCAAAUCUGAUUGUGUGCUGCAGUGAUGGUAUCCUCUGCGGCAUCCAUAAGUUUGGAGGUAGCAGUCUGUCUGAAAAAUGCCAAGAAGAAGCCUUAAAAAUUGCGAAACAGAGGUCUAAGAUAAUUAAAGAUGUAAUUGAUACAUGUAUAAACAAUGAGGAAUAAUGUAUUACUAAUUGGUUUUU